This is a messenger RNA of Candidula unifasciata, 195 nucleotides long. The record is from the annotation of a GenBank genome assembly. Lineage: Eukaryota; Metazoa; Mollusca; Gastropoda; Stylommatophora; Geomitridae.
AUGGCGCGACUGGAUGUUUACUCGAGCAGCAAAGUGUUAGAAUUUGUUCAACUAUUGCUUGUCGUGCACACAUUUCACUUCUACACAACAUAUGUCGCUGCAGUAGAAAGUCAUAAUCAAGCAUUCAUUCAGACAGACAAACACCUCACAUACAUUGUUGGGGAUAGUUAUAUAAACUCUGGCGUUCCGUUAGAA